UCCCCGCUCAUGUGAGCUACACAGGCAAAAGAGAAUGACACAUGUGCUGUUUCCUUUUCCAGUUGUAAAGGGGUCAGGAGCCAGGCAAGGAGAGCCCGAACAAGAGGAGCAUUUUCCUGGGUUCUUCCAGCUGUUCUGUUCAAUCCCGCCGUCAGUUCUGAGCAGGGAAGAGGGACUGUCAACACAAAUAAGGCAUUUUUCAAAGGCGUAAAUUAUGAGUUCCCAAAACAAUGCGACAUCUCAGCCACAUGGAGAAGUGGAGAGCCCCACAGCUGGAGCAGAUGUGGCUGUUAUUGGAGGUGUGAUUGCUGCCGUGGUGUUCAUCCUCAUUUGCCUGCUGGUGGUGAUGGUCAGGUACAUGUACAGGCACAAGGGCACCUACCACACCAACGAGGCCAAAGGAACUGAGUUCGCCGAGAGCGCGGAUGCCGCUUUGAAAAAUGACCCCGCUCUCCAGGAAGCAGUGGAUGAGAGCAAAAAGGAAUACUUCAUCUGAGAGGCAAGGAUUUCCAUGGAGACUUCCCCGAGGGAAUCAAUCAGAAAUACAACACCAACAGAAGUACUAAGAGAUGGAUAAUGUGAGGAUACAGGCGAGCAUCCUAAUUGAAAAGUGUCUCUUUACUUUCUUUUGUCACUGAGUUGUUUCUUUUCCUCUAGCAGUGAAGAACUAAAUGCCAGACACUUGCCUGUUGAUUUUAUUAGCAACACAGCUGGUCACAGUUGAAAUCAAUAUCAGAUAAGAAGAAACAAAAUCUCAGUAUGAGUGAUACACUGAAACCAGAUAAAGAUAGCAAAUGUCAAGCCUUGACAUUUGGUGAAAAUAGCAGAUGCCAAAUGAAAACAUCCUCUUAGAGUUAAUGAUGCAUCCUAUUCUGAUAUGAUGAAGAACUACCUGAAAUUGAAUUUCAAAUGGUAACAGAACAAACAUUAAACUAGAUAAAGGUGAUCUAGCUUGAAAAAAAUAUAUCUAUAACCCAGAUAUCCACCCCCCAUCCCCUUAAAUGUGCAUUUUUAUUGGCACAGGGGAGUUUAUUUUGUUUGUUUGGGGAUUUGCACUGGGAUUUUUUAAUUUUUGAAUUUUAUCUAUACAUAGAAAUCAAAGAGAUUUCAAAGAAAUAAAACUCUUGGAAAACAUGGAAAAGGUAAGAGUGAAGGAUUUAUUACUGACUUCCUCUGCAUGGCAGCUUGAGAACUGCAAAAUGUUGGAAUUUACAAUAUAGUAUGUAAUAGUCAGUAGAUGUAUAAAUAUGAUUCCAAUUAAUCUGUAGGUUUUCUGCACACAUGCAUAAAUAGAUAGAUAUUAAAAGGUAAAGAAUCCUGGUUUGAGCAGGCCUUUUGAAAUGAUGGAGCUCAGCUACACUUUUUUCAUGUAAGAUAUUUUUGCCUGAAUAUUUAUUUAUUUAUUUUGCAUUAGAAAAUUCUCUGAGUGCCCGCCAGCAGGAGUGUGGAUUUUUGCAGGGGGAGGAAUUCAGUUCUGGUGUCGAUAGGAGUACACCUUUCACAAAUGCAACCCUAUGACUGUCACUGUAAAGAAGCUUGUUCAUCUGCAUCCCACUGGCUUUUUUCUCACUCUGUAUGGCUUCUGUGUAUCCUUUGCAGUGUGCUAGACCAGAGAAUUACACUGACAUCAAUGCUUUAUGAUAAAUAAAUAAAUAAUUGAAGAGAUUAUUCAUGGUGGGUCACAUAAAAGGAUCUUAUUCCUCACCUAAGAAUCAAGGGUGAUGAGUUUCUUUAACCCAGUAAGUUGGCUUCCUAAUUGAAGCCCACAGUUACCUCCAGAAAUAGGAUAAUUUUUCUCUGCACCUGCUCAUCCACAGCUAUCAUGGUGCCCUGGACUACUGAAAAUAGAGGUGGAGAAAUACAAGAUAACAAGUAAGAUACUGAUGAGCUCUGCUCAAGCUGAUAUAUUUUUUCCUGUGCUUUGAUCUAUAUAUGUAUGUACAUAUAUACAAAGUCAUCUACAGCUGUGCUUUCAAGGCACUGCUGCUGAUCACUUGUGCUCGCUUCUUGGCACUAAAGCUUGGAAAGCUCCUGGACUCCAGCAUUUGUUGCUGACAUUGGUCUCAAAAAUGCUGUAAGAUCUGAGCAAGGCAAAAUGCUGAGGACCCAGCUGAAGAAACACGAUACUUUUGUCUUUCAAUCACAGUCUCAAUCUUUUGUCAGUACUUGAAGAAGACGGACUCUGAAUUGUUUUUAGAAUCCCAAUAUCUUUAAUUUUGAAUCUUAAAUCCACGUGUUAGCAUUUUAACCAAAGAAUGUAAAACUUGUGCCAAAUUUGUUAAAUGUUUAAGAUAUUUUCUGUAACAUACGAUUGCAGGACCACAUUGUAUUCUGUGGCUAGUGCAGUAUAAAAUGCACAAAACGCAGUACUGAAAGUGCUCAAAUAUUUUGAUAUUAUGCACCUGACUGUCUCCUUCUUAGACCCAUUAAUAUUUUUAUAAUUUUACUAAAUUUGAAAUAGGAACUAUUUUACUUCUCCAGGACAAGCGUUAGGAAAAAAUCACUGAUCUUAACUGUAAGACUGAGUUUGUAAAUCUGAAGAUCCCUAACCCACCAAUUCAAUGAAAAUGUAAAUAUUUCCUCUGAGAAAAGGAUAACUGGGAUGACUUGAGCUCUGCUGCCUCUCCCACAAAAGGUGUAGGAACACCAAAGAACUUUCCUCCAGCCCUAGCUGGACCUAUAGAUGACUACCAGCCUUUUGUCCCCUUUCAUCUAUUCAGGCCAUGUAAAAUUAUUAUAACUGUUAAAGAAAACUGCCUUUAGAGAAAAUUGUGAUGAAUAUAGGGAAUAAAUUCCUGCCUCUCUCCCCAGUCAUGACAUUCUGGCUGUUGUAAGCUGAGCCUGCAGAUUUUAAUUAGACACCUGUGUCGUACCUGUUACACACGGGAACUUGACUUAGUGUUUCUUUUGGUGUGGGUGUGAGGUUUUUAAUUAUCAGGUAGGCUUAGACAAAGUGCCACACUGAAAUUCUAGACAGAUUUUCUGGUGGUAUAGCAUGUGUUCAGAGGAGCUUAGCCAAUUCUUACUAGUUCAGACAACUUCAGACUUUUUGUCAUUUCUUCACUUGAAUCUCAACUGAAUCCAACUUCUGGUCUCUGAUUAUAUCUCUUCUUAGUAGCUUAAUUAACAAUCUUUAUCCCAUUUUCCCUAAUCAUGUAGUCUGACAAACAGUCCAAGCAUUCAGGAACAGCUUCCCUACUGGUAACAAGCCACUUUGAAUAGCUGGGCAGCAGCACUUCUGUAGUGAGCUGUGGUUUCAGUGAAUUUAUUUCUUUAUUGUGUCUGUCUGGGUUUCAGGGCCUUGUGUGUUUGGAAAUUACUCAAACACACUCAACAGAGAGAAGAAAUGGUUUGUGGAGAUUUUCUGUUUCUUUGUUUUCUUCGGGAAAAACUUUGAUUUGCAAUGAAGAAAGCUCAUGAUAUCUGGUGACAGACAGAUUCUAAUGGCCUCAUCUCGCUGUUUAUUACUCAUACAAUAACUCUACUGUCUUCAGUCAUUCAAUUUAGUUGUAAAAAGAAUGCAUUACAAAAUUCCUAUAACUUUUACAACUAAUUAGCAGAACAUCCUUCUGCAAGCAGCAUGCUGUGCUGAAACAAACAUGUACAGUGCUGAGACAUCUUGGUUGGCAGAUGUAGCUUUUCAUCUCUGAUGGUUAAAAUGAUUUUUAAAAUUUGCUUCCUGGAUAGGAUAAUUAAUGAAACAGAUUCUUCUUCCCCCAUACUUUUAUGUGGAGUCCCUCUAAUGCUGUGGCUUGUUGUCCUGCAGCUCUUUGGUGCCCCUUUUUCUCAGCUGUGGUUGCUGUUCUUGCUUGCAGCCCCCAGCUCCCGUCUGGAUCUUCUCUAUGGCAAAGGACUGCCCAUUUACGUAUUUAUUUAUUUAUUUUUAUUAAUGAAGGCCCCUCUCUGCUAGACAAUAAAAAUUUUCAAAAUGGUUUUAGAUUUGGACUGCAAAUUUGAGCAAACCUGACCAAUCUGACCUGACACAGAUUUACAGAGUGAUCACAUAUGCCACAUUUUUACAGACAGCAGGUCUAAAAAUAGACUGCAAGUUCUGUAGUUUUUAAAUUUAGUGCCAUAAAUCCCCAGUGAUUUUCUCCAGUGUUUCUCCCUAAACAAGAGAGAUGAUGGUUAUGAUGAUCACUCAAGACACUUGAUUUUGUCCUCAUGCCUUAAUGCCUUGUGAAAACUUUCUGAAUCCCACUUUGCAUAGGAAGUCAUAGGUCCACAUUUACAAGUGUAAGUAAGUCAUUUUUCAAUGAUGUGUGGGAAAGCAGUGCACCAAAAUUACCAAUAUUUACUGAAGCUGGCAGACAGAAAAUAAAUAUGAUCCUGUAAGACCAUGGGAUAUUUUUUUAAGUUACAUGUAAAUGACAAGAAUUAAACAUAGUAUUUCUGGUGAUUUUAGUGAGCUUUAAGAGUGGGUUCAUGAAGCUUCCAAACUCUUUCACUGAUAAAAAUAAUCCCUUGCAAAAGGAAAUUAAUCUCCUUUUAAACCAUUUCUUUUUGUCAGUCUUUGAAAAAAAGUUUUCAUAGAUUCAAUAUUCUGACAUUCUGCCUUAACAUCUGGAACUCAAUUUCUUCUAAUUUUGUGAGCAUAACUGACACUCCUCCCCUGCACAAAAAUGACUGCUUGCCCAUCUCACCCUCUGAAGCGUCAUUACAGCUCAGCAGAGUAAUUCUGUGCAAAAGAAGUCAGUCCCAAUUGUGUAUCUGGCCAACCAGACCAUGGACAGCAUUUUUUCUGGAGCUCUGUUGUUCCAGGUUUUCCCCAGGUCCAAUAUGCCUCUGCACAUUAAUACAGACCAGAGAAGAAUUUAGUCAGCCUCUUGUCAAGGAAAUGAGACAUGUAUAGAUAUAUAUAUUUGUAAUUUUUUUCUUUUUAGAAUACCAAGACCAAAUCACUUUGGGAUACUAUUAAAAAACAGGACUAUGGUAUUUCUCAGAUCAUUAAGUUUUCUCUUAAAUUAAAUGUAGGGAUGACAAGGGUACAUCAGUACAUGAAAAUAAAAAGGACUAUUUUCUUUCAACAAAGAAUGAAGACAAAGUGCUGAAACCUUUCUAGUUCCAGGAUUAGCAGAAAAGGACUGCACUAUUUAAAGCCUGCAAGAACCCCUCACAGAACAGAGGAAACACUGAGACAAGGUGCUGAGAAAAUCAGUAAAAAGGUGCAGAGCAGGAGAAAGUAAUCUGAUGCUAAUAGGGAUGGAGAGAAAUUUUUCUUCAAACAAUAUAGAUAUUUCUGUUUGGAGAAAUCAGUGUGUCUGCUCACCGUAACUGCUAAAAAAUUCUUUGAAUUAUAUGAGAUGUUUUCUUUGAAUUAAAUAAGAUGUUUGGAUUCCUUGUGUAUGCUAGUCCAUUCAAAAAAUGAUGGUACAUACACACCAACAGAACACUCACAUGAAAUGUAUUAAAAGCUGUUUAUUUCAUUUUCUAAACUUUCUCAUUGUUCACAUGAGAAAGCUUUGUAUGUUUAGAAAGUGCAGAAGCCUCACAGCAGCAGUUCAUUCAGGACAGAAUACGAAAUACCUGAACAAGAAAUGGACCCACAUCUGAUGUCUGGAAAUUUGGGUAAAUAAAGGAAGCUAACAAUAUCAAAAUAAAACUUAGAUGGUGAGCAAAAUCUCCAACCAUAUUACAAAGAAGUUAAAUAUUCGUUGUAGUAAAGGUCCUUCUCUAAUUCAAGACAGUAGUAUCAUAAGUGACUGAAAAUAAGGAAUCCUUAUUUAAUGUGCACAUUCCCUGUGUGGUUGGGACAAAAUCCCACUGAAUUCAGUGGGACAAUCAUUUUAUUGACCAUAUUUAUCCUUCCUGCAAAAAUAUUGUAUUUCCACGUAUGCCAGAAAGAAACACUUUAAAUUAAAAUACAAUCUUUAUAAGUGCUGGUCUUUCAGCAUAACUUCUUGCCUUCACAUCUUUUCUGUUGUUUCAAACUGUAUGUAUCUGAUAUGCUGUACUAAAAUCUAUUUGGAUUGCAGCAUUGGUAUGAAAAGAGCAGAGAAAAAGAGCAUCCAAAGCUUACUGCUGAUCUUAUGUUAAAGCUGACUAUAAUGUUUAUAUUUGCCAAAGCUAUUAAUACACUGAUGGUGUAAAUCUACUAUAUUUUGAAUGGAAAAAUAUGAAGAAAUUAAUAACUUUAUAAUUAAAGUUGUAAUUUUCAGCACUUAAAA
Molecule: messenger RNA, 6167 nt
Organism: Prinia subflava (tawny-flanked prinia)
Lineage: Eukaryota; Metazoa; Chordata; Aves; Passeriformes; Cisticolidae
Gene: GYPC
Product: glycophorin C (Gerbich blood group)
Exons: 3
Coding region: 215-496 (93 amino acids)
Cellular component (GO): cortical cytoskeleton; membrane
Source: RefSeq, a predicted model, not a curated record